Messenger RNA from Penicillium robsamsonii, 339 nucleotides. RefSeq names its product DUF5310 domain-containing protein. NCBI's taxonomy places the organism in Eukaryota, Fungi, Ascomycota, Eurotiomycetes, Eurotiales, Aspergillaceae. The coding region runs from base 1 to 339 and encodes 112 amino acids. The transcript is spliced from 4 exons. The record is from RefSeq and is a predicted model, not a curated record. Gene Ontology annotation, biological process: outer mitochondrial membrane organization.
AUGGAAUCUGUUGAGAUUAUUGCGAGGAAGAAUGGGGGCGAAGAGGGAGAGAAAGGGUGUUUCGGACGAUCAAAAGUUGUCCACAAAUGGUGGCUUCUGGACUCUCCCGCUCUACGGUCAUCGACUCUCUCCUUUAUUUUACCCUCGAAUCUAGACACUCUCGCUGUCAUAAUGGCUAAUCUCCCUAACUUGCGACGCCUGUUUGUGGAGGCUAGAACAGAGGCGGAGGAGAACGAGUACUCGCGGAAGGCUUUCUACAAUCUUGUCCUCUUCAUAUCUUCUGUUGCCAUCUUUAGCUUGACUGCUCAACGCAUGAGUGGACCGAAGGCUGGACGAUGA